Aureobasidium pullulans EXF-150 is the source of this 219-nucleotide messenger RNA. RefSeq lists its product as uncharacterized. NCBI's taxonomy places the organism in Eukaryota, Fungi, Ascomycota, Dothideomycetes, Dothideales, Saccotheciaceae. The transcript is spliced from 2 exons. The record is from RefSeq and is a predicted model, not a curated record. Bases 1 to 219 code for a protein of 72 amino acids.
AUGCCUCGCAACCUCAAAAUCAUCUGGCUCCGCAACCUCUAUUCUAGUCAAAUUUGGCAAAAGCCACCGAUCGAGCAACUCAUUCACAAUCACGCUCCCUACUGGGCAUCCAAGGCCGAGGUUCGUGCUGGAUGGCAUCAAAGUAGUGACCAUAUAAGGCAUGUGACAGUUGAUUACAUCGCUGCAGGCUGGAAGGAAACUGUUCAUAUAUACUACUGA